AUGAUGACAAUGGUGCCACCCACGAACGGCUACGCCCGAGAUCUCGAGCAAGGGAAAGCGGGGAGCGUCGUACCGUACCAUGGAACAAGCAACGCAGGCACGGGGGAUGGAGGGUCAGGGGUAGCAGUUGUUGAUUCCCUGCGGCAGGAAAAUCUAGCCACGGCUGCAGCUAAGUUUUGGGCGGUUGUGCUGCCCUGCAAUGUGAAUGGACAGAUCUCCGCCAGUUGCGAUCCAACGGUGCAUUUUCUUUUGGGCUAG
Molecule: messenger RNA, 258 nt
Organism: Aspergillus costaricaensis CBS 115574
Lineage: Eukaryota; Fungi; Ascomycota; Eurotiomycetes; Eurotiales; Aspergillaceae
Exons: 2
Coding region: 1-258 (85 amino acids)
Source: RefSeq, a predicted model, not a curated record